UUACAAUAUGUAUGUAUAUUCUGUUUGCAAAUUCUCUCAAGUUGUUGUAAACAAGAGAACAUAGAGAAGACACUCUUAUUCUACAAGAAAAGAUUUGAAGUUUGGAGAUAUGGCAUCGGCUUUCAGAUCACCCACAAGGUUGAUUUUUGUAUUUGGUGUAAUGGUUUUGUGUUCGGUUUCUCCUGUUCAUAGUUGGAGUAAAGAAGGUCAUAUUCUUACAUGCCGAAUUGCUCAAAAACUUUUAGAAGCAGGACCGGCACAUGUCGUAGAGAAUCUACUACCGGAUUACGCAAAAGGAGACUUGUCCGCAUUAUGUGUGUGGCCAGACCAGAUCCGACAUUGGUACAAGUACCGUUGGACCAGCCCUCUCCAUUUCAUCGACACUCCCGACCACGCCUGCUCUUACGAAUACUCCAGGGAUUGUCAUGAUCAACAUGGGUUAAAGGAUAUGUGUGUGGAUGGAGCAAUCCAAAAUUUCACGUCUCAGCUUCAGCAUUACGGUGAAGGAACUUCUGAUCGUCGAUAUAACAUGACUGAAGCCCUUCUGUUCUUGUCGCAUUUCAUGGGAGAUAUUCAUCAGCCGAUGCAUGUCGGAUUCACAAGUGAUGAAGGAGGAAACACAAUAGAUUUACGUUGGUACAGACACAAAUCAAAUUUACAUCAUGUAUGGGACAGAGAGAUCAUUCUCACGGCUCUAAAAGAAUACUACGACAAGGACUUGGAUCUUCUCCAAGAAGAUCUUGAGAAGAACAUCACCAAUGGAUUAUGGCAUGACGAUCUAUCUUCGUGGACAGAAUGCAAUGAUCUCAUCGCUUGUCCACACAAGUAUGCUUCGGAGAGUAUACAGUUAGCUUGUAAAUAUGGUUACGAAGGCGUGAAGUCCGGUGAAACAUUAUCAGAGGAUUAUUUUGAUACAAGGAUGCCAAUAGUGAUGAAGAGAAUUGUUCAGGGAGGAGUUCGACUAGCCAUGAUACUAAACCGGGUUUUCAGUGAUACUCAUGCUGAUUUUGCUGCCACUUGAACCGAUCCAGACCAGACCGGAUCAUCAAAGCAUUUGAUUAGGAGAUUAUUUGGUCAUUUCGCAAAGUUAAAUAAGACUGAUCGAAUAUUCAUUUCUUUGUAGUUAUUUCCAUUUGACAGCUAAUGCCUGAGGGCUAGUUAUUUAUACAGAUGUGUUUAGGAUUAGGUCAUAUGCUAAUUCCAUUGUGUGUUUGUUUUAUAAACUAUGACAUGUUAAAAAUAAAUAAGAAAUCUAAAAGAGAAAAAUAUAGUACUACUAUUGAUCAAGUCUCUUGACACUACAUUGGAUUUGUACAAAACAAAAAGAUAAAACGAAAAGAAAAUCAACAACCUAGAGACUAAACAAGAUCACCACUCUUUAAUAUGAGAUUUCACUCUAAUAAACUACAUAAAAAUUCUGAAGAAAUCAACAAAAAUAUUUAAUAUGGGAAGCAGCAGUUUAGGAUCCAAGGAAGUUUUUCGUGGAGCCAAAGAUAGAAGCAAAAGAAUUAGCAAAGCCAAGCAAGAUCCCAACUUUGACUUGCCCUCUCUUUGGUAUCGGACGGCCACCUUGUUCUCUGGCAUCUCUCCUAGUUCCAUUUCCGCCGUUGAUCAUGCUGACUUUUCCUCUUCCUUCCAUUUUCUGCUUAUCGAAGUCAAUCAAAGGUCAAAAGUCUUCUGGAAAGUCUGAGAAGAAAAAAG
Messenger RNA from Brassica oleracea var. oleracea, 1701 nucleotides. RefSeq names its product endonuclease 1. Gene Ontology annotation, biological process: DNA catabolic process. The transcript is spliced from 9 exons. Gene Ontology annotation, molecular function: endonuclease activity; nucleic acid binding. The record is from RefSeq and is a predicted model, not a curated record. Lineage: Eukaryota; Viridiplantae; Streptophyta; Magnoliopsida; Brassicales; Brassicaceae. Bases 110 to 1021 code for a protein of 303 amino acids.